UUCGGCCGGAGGUGAGUGUGGAAUAAUGUAGGAGUUAAAUUUUUGUUGACACAGUUGAUAGUUGAGAAAAAUGGAAAAGAUUUUAAAUGGCUAUAACUUGGAUUAUUGCUGUAACCAUUAGUUAUACCUGUGAAGAAAGGUUAUGGCUAGCAUCCAUUUUAACUCGAUGAACUUUUUGAUUAAUUGGAUAACUUGAAUUAAGUUGAAUUAGUAACUAUUUUGAUUCAUUUGAGAUAUAUGAUAGAUUAUAUUAAAGCAUAUGUGUUCUGUUAUUCUUUUAUUUGAAACAUUAGUAUUUAUAGAUUAUUUUCUGAGAUGUUGUUUAUGUAUUCAUUUGUAAGUUAAAUAUUUGUGUAUUUAGGCAUCAGCUAACAAUGAAAUGAUCUAUUUUUCACUGAGGAACAGGACGGAAUUUUUUUUAAUGUUAACAGCUACGCACGAAACGUGAAAAUCGCAAUCAUUUUUAUUGAACAUACAGUGUGUCUAAUAAGUUCUGAUCUCUUUUAUGUUUUGCGCUUUUCUUACGUGUUUUUCGAUAGAAUGGGCUGAUAUUUACAGCAUACAUACUAGACAACUAAAUCUACUUUAUGCUAGAGUUUGAACCUUAUAGCUGUUGUAAUCAGAAAGAUACAAGUGAUGAAAUAUUCAAUAGGAAUUUUUUGAUUUUUUUGACAAACAGCACGGAUGAAACAAUUAUAAUUAUCUGAUCGAUCUCUCUUAACGAGUGAGAUUUUUCCUCUGUGUAUUACUUUUGCAUUCUGCCAUGUGUCCACGUGUAUAUUGACGGAGAAAAACUGUACUAUCUCUUUUUUUCUGGCGGUCGUAACGUGCAGAAACAACAAAAUUUGUGAACGAGUUACAUGACCAGCUAAAUUGUCUCUCCACGACUAAGUGAAUUGAUGCAUGGUUACCGCUUUCUCUUUUUAUUAUUUGAACAUUUUCAAUCAAGUUAUUGUGUUUUUUAAUUGAAGAAAAAUGUCUUAUUUACAUAUCUCGUAUGAUACAAAUUCGUCUGUGAUAAUUUACUCUUACAUCAUGCCAAGGAUUUCCGAGAAAGAGAAAGAAUUUAUAUCCAUUGUGUUAGGUUUAAAAAAUCUGAAUCCAUCAUGGCAAGCACCUCAAAUUUCUAGAUAUUUGCAAGAAUCAGAAAAUCCUCCCUCAUUGAAAAAACAUCAACUGCUGACGAAAGUUAGAAGAGUAUUAAAGAGAAAUACAAUCAAUGAUAAAUAAAGGUCUGGACGUCCUGUUACAGUGACAACAUCAGCUUUCCAAUGACAAGUUAAAUCAUUGAUAAGAUUAAAGAAAGGCGCUUCUAUUAGAAAUGUGGCAUCCAUUUUAAAUAAAAAAGGAAUCGAAUGUUGUCCACAAACGGUACAUAAUACGGUGCGAAGAUUAAAAUUGAAAUGGUUUAAAACAAAAAAAUCCCAAAGAUUAACCGAUAGUAAUAAAAUUAGAAGAGUCGCUUGUGCCAAACAUUACGAAAAAAAUUUGGGACUAAGAAGUCAGGAAAAUAUUGGGAAUGGGAUCGAGUUGUUAAUACAGAUUUUAGUGGUAAAUUUACUUUGGAAUCAUUUCGAAAAAAAAAGAACCACGGUAUUUGUGCUGAAGAGUGGGAAAUCAUACCACCACCUUUACUCAACGCAUCUACUGAUAAAUUUAAAAAAGGCAUAAUUUUUUGGGGUGCUAUUUCAUCUCGUGGACUUAUUCCAGCUGAAGGUCCAGUUAAUUUAACCAAGUGGUUACAUCAGCAACAACAACAAAAAAAGAAGGAUAGGAGAAAAUAUCUGACAAGUGAUUUGUAUGCCAAAUUUUUACAGCAAAAAUCUGCUCCUGCAAUAAAACUAAAAUUUAAAAAUACUAACUUGGUACCGAUUUUUCAAGAUGAUCAAGAUAAUAAACAUCGAACAAACAUUAUAAUGAAUACCGUCGAUACUUCAUUUGAUGAACGUAUUGAUCCUGAAGUUGGUGAUGCGAAAUUUGCUGAUGUUUGGCCAAUUGAAACAGUCUGGGGUGCCAUUAAGGAAAAAUUGAGAGAAGAAACAUUUGAAAAUGAAUUACAAUUAGAAAAACGAGUAGUGAAAGAAUGGAAAACGUUCACCGUAACGAAGUGCCAGCAAAUGAUGGAAAAAAUACCGAGUCAAUUGAAGCUGGUGAUAGAUCAAGAAGGAGAGCACAUAAAUGGACAUUAA
Molecule: messenger RNA, 2189 nt
Organism: Rotaria sp. Silwood2
Lineage: Eukaryota; Metazoa; Rotifera; Eurotatoria; Philodinida; Philodinidae
Source: the annotation of a GenBank genome assembly